AGAUCAGAAGGGUCUCGGGUCUUACUCCUAGUUUUGUGGAUCAUGAGAGAUUUGAGCAUGAAAGUCCUUUCAGGUCAUCUGGUCAACAUCCCAAUGGGAGACAGAUGGAUUUGGAGGGAUGGUCUGUAAUGCAAAGAGAGAAAAUGGGCACAUGCAACGAGUUGCCCCGAUUCAAGCUGCAUCAAUGGGUUGGCCUGAUUUGCCCAGAGCCCCUACAACACCAAUUGUAAAAGGAGUUGUUAAACUUGAUGUACCUGUGGAUAAAUAUCCAAAUUGUAAUUUUGUUGGCCGAAUCUUGGGACCACGAGGGAACUCCCUAAAGAGAGUUGAAGCCAUGACAGAGUGUAGGGUGUACAUAAGAGGCAAGGGUUCUGUCAAGGAUUCUGUAAAGGAAGAGAAGCUGAAAGAUAAACCUGGAUAUGAACACCUUAAUGAGCCACUGCAUGUGUUGGAGGCUGAAUUUCCCGAGGACAUGGUAAAUUCUCGAUUGGAGUAUGCCGUUGCAAUACUAGAAAACCUUCUGAAGCCUGUGGAUGAAUCCUUGGAUGGCUACAAGAAACAGCAGCUUAGGGAGUUGGCUUUGCUAAAUGGUACCUUAAGGGAAGAGAGCCCGAGAAUGAGCCCGAGUCCUAGUAUGUCGCCUUUCAACAGUACAGGAAUGAAGCGGGCAAAGACGGGAAGAUGACGAUAGACAUAUGUUGAUAAAUCUGUGUCCUGUUGGCUUGCUGCACAUACGAUCGAUUGAAAUCAUGACCAUUGCUUAGGGAGGCUGAGUUAGUAAGAGAGUCAAACUCCUUUGAGUUUUAGGCAAUCUCCAAUGAUCCCUCUUUUAAUGUAUCAUUCAUUCCCCAUAAGGUUUGACGUCUCUACUUCAUUAGUUAAAAUAACCUAUUUCUCCUAAUUGUUUUAGCCAAGUUCCUGAUGUGCUCCAACAUUCUUUGUACUGACAAUCUUGCAUUAUUUCUUGCAUAUAUCUACAUAUGCGUGCCCUACAUAAUAGGAUACAAUCAUUGUAUUGUCUUUUGUCU
Hibiscus syriacus is the source of this 1028-nucleotide messenger RNA. Its product is annotated as KH domain-containing protein At1g09660/At1g09670-like. The coding region runs from base 119 to 685 and encodes 188 amino acids. Gene Ontology annotation, molecular function: mRNA binding. Lineage: Eukaryota; Viridiplantae; Streptophyta; Magnoliopsida; Malvales; Malvaceae. Gene Ontology annotation, biological process: regulation of mRNA splicing, via spliceosome. The record is from RefSeq and is a predicted model, not a curated record. The transcript is spliced from 5 exons. Gene Ontology annotation, cellular component: nucleus.